Molecule: messenger RNA, 1848 nt
Organism: Phytophthora sojae
Lineage: Eukaryota; Oomycota; Peronosporomycetes; Peronosporales; Peronosporaceae
Exons: 1
Coding region: 1-1848 (615 amino acids)
Source: RefSeq, a predicted model, not a curated record
AUGACCCGGUCGAGAUUGGCUCUCGCCCUGCUGGUUCUGGUCCUCAGCCUCGUUAGCGCGUCGGCCUUCGACUGGACAUUUUGGAACGACGACGACGAGACCCCGGCACCCGCCACCAAGAAGACAAAAGCCCCUGCGACUGCUACUACUACUGCUCCGACCGUGACGCCCUCUACGGCGUCUUCUUCUUCGCUUGACUCCACACGGCCGACCACGGAUUCAUCGUCGCUCGACGAUUUGGUUGCCAGUGCCUCUGGAUCGCUUGAGCUGGAUGCGUCGGGAUCCGGAUCCUUUAUCGACGCGUCCGCCAUCGACGUGAACGCUGAGCUCGCGUCGGCCGUGACCGCCAAGAGCGAUAUCAAGUCGACGUACAAGAACUGGGUGGGCCCCCGCGCCGUGUCCGCGGACGCCGCGUGCUACCGCGAGUCGCACUUCAUGGAUGUUUGCCCCACCAACUUCGACCGCAACGAGGCCACCGGAACGUGCUGGGCCGAGUGCCCGAUCGCGUACCCGGUCGAGUGUGGCAUGGAGUGCAUCCGCCAGAACGACGACUGCGCCAUGGAGGUGCUCAACAAGGUCGGUGCAGUGGCUAACACGGCCCUGGCCAUCGCGUCGUUCGGCGCCGCGCAGAAGCUCUGGCAGGUGGCCAAGGGCGUCACGCGCGCGUUCGACUGCGCCAAUAUGAUGAUCGGUACCAUGAGAUCCAUCAUCCGUUACGUGCGUAACAUCAAGACUACGGACCCCACGGCGUCCACGGACAAGAUCCUCAACAUCAUGUACCAGUCCAACAACAUCGUGACGGACCUGCCGAUUGCCAUCUACCUGUGCAUGGGCUGGGAGCUGCCGCGGCCACUCGAUAUCUCGGGUCGUGUGCUCACGACCAUGAACUGGAUCCUGCUGAACGCCAUCGCCUACAAGGACGACAUCGUCUCGAGCUGGAGCAAGUUCAAGGCCUUCCUCAUCGGCGCCAACUUCACGGAGGCCGCCAACAAGAUCAACGAGACGGAGAUCGGCACGCUCAGCGACGCGCUCAAGUCCAAGUCCACGUGCGGCUACGAUCUGCGCGCGCUGACCGACCGCACGUGGAACGCGGUGAACCAGCUGAGGGCCGACAACCCGGGCAUCUCGGAGGACGACCUGCGUCUCAAGAUGCAGGACACGCAGCUCGUGACGUCGGAUAUCGCCGUCGUGACCAACAACUGCAUGGAGCAGCUCAUCGAGGAGUCGGACGAGGCCACGGCCUACAAGACGCGCGAGAAGAUCCGCAUCGCCCUCAGCGGCAUGAUCAACCAGCUCGUGUCCAAGGGCAAGAGCAACAACGGAUCGAGCGAGGACGCGCAGCAGUUCAUGUAUACGGCGCUGAGCAAGACGCUCAUCUCGAUCGCCGUCACGGGUUUCGACCUUAUCGGUGUCAUGGGUAUGAUCGCCGCCUACCUGCAGACGAUCUGCGGCCCGACCAACUUCAUGGGCGAGAUCGAUGACGGCACGGACCCCAACACGCUGGGCCUCACCAUGAUCCAGGCCGCGUUCAAGAACAGCACCAUGUCCUGGACCAAGAAGGGCGACGGCGCUGUCAUCGUCAACUUUAAGAGCACGGACACCAAGGACGUGACGGUCAACAUCAUGUCGGGCGGCGACAAGAUCGAUGAAGUGGACGUCAAGGCUGGCGGCACCGCCAAGUGGACGUCCAACGUCACCGCCCUAGCCGGCAAGACGCUGUACCUGGACCGCUGGCGGCCGGGCUUCCUGGGUCUUCCCGGGACGGGAGGUGGCUCGCUUCUCAUCUGGGUGCCUCACGCCUCCCAAGGCGGCCACCUCGAGCUCAAUGCCAAGCUGAACGUGAGUUAG